Molecule: messenger RNA, 2279 nt
Organism: Pyricularia oryzae 70-15
Lineage: Eukaryota; Fungi; Ascomycota; Sordariomycetes; Magnaporthales; Pyriculariaceae
Exons: 2
Coding region: 303-1883 (526 amino acids)
Biological process (GO): Golgi to plasma membrane protein transport
Cellular component (GO): trans-Golgi network
Source: RefSeq, a predicted model, not a curated record
GCUUAAGUCAAAUCACGCGGUACCGUGACCUCUAGUGAGCCACGCCUCCACGCCUCUCAUCCUCGCCGGCGCGGAACAGCGAGGCAUAAACCUAAACCUCCCGGUCAUCUUGUUGGAUUCUCCUUAACCACCGAAUCUAUUACAGUUUCUUACCUAGGACUAGACCUGGAAUCUAUUCGUCCGAUGGACUCUGCUUGAUGCAUUAAGUCCCGGUACCUUGGAACAUCUCCCUGACUGCCGUCGGCCAGGACAAGUUGUCCAGAAUCUUCGGGUCAGACAUCAGAGCUGCUACAUCUUUGACCAUGUCGCUUUUCCAAUCCCAGCUAUAUCCGGGGCAAGCCCUCGGCUUUCUAGUGCUUGGCGCAUCCCUUCACGAUAUUCUUACGCGCAUCAAAGCCGAACCCCAACGAUUCCCAAAGAUCGAUCUUGCUUUCUCCCAGACCGCACCCAUAGAAGAGCCCGUAGUCGUUAAUCUGCCCUCAAACGGUGUUCGUCUCCGCUUCGAUGGCCCCGAGCAGCGCCUGCGUCUUGUCGAGGUCGUAGACUUUACCAAGAUUCAUAUCACCUUCAAAGAGGCGAAUAAUGAACGAGACCUAAUGCGGCCAGCAGCUGAACCGACUGCGACCGGACCAACAUUCAAACAUAUCUACAACAGGUUCUUGGGGCCAACUUAUGACGGCGAGUUCGUGCCCGGAAACGAGGGCGGCAAGGAUGUAGGCACCUAUGUGCUGUCUUAUCCCGGAGUUGCUUUCACCUUCCCCAUGGCCCCAUCGGCAUACUCUCCAGACAAAGACGUCAUGUCACUGUUGUCGCACAAUGGGACGCAGGUCGCAACAUCCAUGGCAGUAUUUAGCGGCGACACUUGGGCACAAGCACGGGACACUUUAUGGAAUGAAGCACUCCCAAGCUUAAAGACAUUUGCGCCUUUGUCAAAGGGUAGCAAAGAUGCUAGCCCGGACGAUGUGACGCUGGUGCGUAUUCAUGGGGGAGGAAAGCUCCAACUAGUUCGCAAAUGGACGGGGGUUGGCGAUGCGCCCUUGCCCUCUACCUGGAUUAUUCUUGGGGAAACGACUCCGCAAGACCUCGUUGCCGAGCUCGGUCCUCCUGAUGCAAUUUACCGCAGGAACGAGCAACGCAUGUACAUUCACCGUGUCCGGGGCGCCAGCAGCAGCCAUGGCCGUCGCCCAAACAGCGGCGAUGUCAAGCCGGGCUCACAUGACAACCUUACCGACACGGAUAUGUCAUCUGCCAACGCACUAUCCACGGAUGAUGGGGACUAUGACUCACGCGACGAUGAGGAUGAGGCUGUUGAGGACGACGCUGCUGGCAAUGUCGCAGGGGAGUGUUUCUACAACUACUUCUACCUAGGCUUCGAUAUCCUUAUAUCAACACCCAGGGUACCAUCACAACCUCCGCCAGGUGUCGAGGAGCCGCAGGUGCCCAGAGACAGAAGGCUUCCUUCCGAAUCCCAAGAUAGACUCGUAGCUACCAAGAUGAUCCUCCACGGUAACGUCCCAGGGUCCUACCCCUUCAAUCGCCACCGGCGCUGCCGUUGGGAGAUAGGAUAUUUGGACCAGCCAACCAACUCGGAGACGCCCUUUCCCGAGACGGAGGAACGUCUAGGCUCGGCGUGGAAAUCGACCUAUCUGUCUGAGGCCGACGCGAAGCAGCGUCAGCGAGGUAUGGUUCUCAAUCGUGGUUGGGGUGACAGCCCUGGCAGCAGCAUAGAGUUCCUAGGGGGUUGGGAGGGGGAAGUCAAGAGCUCAGCCAGGAAAACAGACGCAAUCGGGGCUGACAAUUCGACGACGACACUCUACGGUUAUCCUGGACUGGUGUUUGAAGUGCUGAGAAACGGGUUUGUUAGUGCAUUAACAGUAUUUUGAGAAGAGUCUGCUCUUUUCUUUUACUGUGCAUCCUUUUCUGCUUAUAGGGUCUCCUUGGCAAUUUCAAGCUGCGGAAGAGGUGGAUAAACGGCCUUUUAUUAUUAUUGUUUUUCGUCUUUUUUUGGUUUUCUUUUAUUCAAAUUGGCGUUGGCAUGGGCUGGUGGGAACCCCGAACACAGGAUUCGAUAACAGGGGCGUUCAUUCAAGGUUGAGCAUAUUUUCUAUUUGGGUUUGCAUCUUGGUCGUCUCAUUGAGGAGGAAGAUGGUUGCGGGGAUAGGUUAGGCGUGAAAGCCUGCGAGGCUUAAGGAUCUGCACUCAAUAUUAGAAGUCAUAAGACGAUUUCUCUAGCCUUGUUGGUCCACCCUAUGCGAGUUUUGUAGGGAACGCCUGUGCCU